Messenger RNA from Xylaria bambusicola, 715 nucleotides. Its product is annotated as Ribonuclease/ribotoxin. The record is from RefSeq and is a predicted model, not a curated record. The coding region runs from base 219 to 608 and encodes 129 amino acids. Lineage: Eukaryota; Fungi; Ascomycota; Sordariomycetes; Xylariales; Xylariaceae. Gene Ontology annotation, molecular function: RNA binding; RNA nuclease activity. The transcript has 3 exons.
GUGGUAAGAAUACCACAUCUCACGGCACCAGCUCAAAAAGGAAGCUGGGCGUGAUGUGAGUACGCAAGCCGUCAAUUGAAGGCGUUCGCGAUAAGUUCUCAUUUAUAAAUAUGUAAUUGUCUGCCUUUCUUCCUACACGUAGUCUUUCGCAUUCAAGCAGGUCUCAGUCAAAGCUCGCAUAUUUUCUCUCUCAUUCUAUAACUGUUUCAAAUUUCAAGAUGCAGGUCUUCACAUCACUCUUGGCCCUGGUGGCCGUCGUCGCCCCUGCGCUUGCUGUGCCUGUGAUUGAGGAGCGUGCUGCGACAACAUGCGGCUCGACAUAUUACUCUGCUACGCAGGUGAAUCAAGCCGCCCAAAAGGCUUGUACUUAUUACAAAGCUGGCAGCACCGCUAACUCAUACCCUCACACCUACAACAACUUCGAAGGCUUCAGCUUCCCCAUCUCUGGUCCCUACCUAGAAUUCCCUAUGCUCUCGAGCGGCGUCUACACUGGCGGAAGCCCUGGCGCUGACCGUGUCAUCAUAAACACCUCUUGCAAACUCGCUGGCGCGAUCACACACACCGGGGCCAGCGGAAACAACUUCGUCGGCUGCUCUGGAACCCGCUAAUCAUCUCAAAUUGGGGCUGAAACUCCGAGCGCCUAUUCACCGAUGGGUUACUGAGGCAGCUAUGAAAAAAGAAUUGCACUUUAUGAGACUACAUUAUAAUGAUAAGC